AUGGCGUCUCCAAGACACCAUCUAGUUUCCUACAAAGGCUUUGUUGUAGAAUUUUGCGAUGAAGUUGAAAAUACGACACUGGAAGGAACUGUGAUCCAGGCCAGGGUUUUCAAGAUGGACAGGACCACAGGCAAGUUUGUACAAGUAUGUGUGGUUGACAGUCCUGAAGUUGGACAGCUUCACAUCAUAACAGCUAACUGUGUGUGCGAGGAGAGCACCGGAUCCAUCCUUCCAUGCGUUCUUUUCCGUAACUGCAAAGGAGACUCUGGCUUUCCUUGUGUGUUCCAAGCAGCUUUUCUGACAAUGGAUGGGGACGAUGCAAAACUCGUGACCGGUCCAGGAAUGUCAGCAUCACACCGCAUGUGUCACAGCAACGUCCUAAAGACCUUCCAGCUCCUACCGGGACCUCGGAUUGCGUAUCGUUACCAUGGAGACCUAUGCGUCGCCUGCGACAAACAGAACACAGGAACAUUCCAACAGCUGAAGAUCGCUACGUCGACCUUCGACCCGCUAUGGUGGGGAAAGCUGGGAAGGACACUCGUUGCCAUGGGAACGGAGGCAUGCUCAGCAUCACCUGAUCACCAGAUGGAAACCGAAGAGGAGAUGGUCACCGACCUUGACCUCAUCUGGGGUCACAAGUGGAUGUAUGUUGCCAUGGAAACCAAAGAUGAAGAGUGGAAGAAAAGGGACGGUAGCGUCUUCAUUCCUCAUCCGUAUGCAUGUGUGGCUAGGGCGAUAUGCCUGUUAGAAUACAGAGUGAUUAAACAGACAAUAGAUGGGGAUAAUCCAGAGCAGGAGGAUGCUGAUGUCCAUCAAUCACGUGUGCUGUUAGCGACCAAUCAGGGGCAGCUGGUGGAGCUGGAGGAUGGGGAGGUGAGGAGGAUUUGUGAGCUGCCGUUUCAGGACCCGUCUGACGUGCGUGUGGCGUAUGUCAGCGGAGGGGAGACAGUCGUUCUUGUGACGUCACCCACAGGAGGGGUGUGUGCGGUGUGGGGCAGCAGCUUCAAGCCCGCAGGCCACUGGCCAUCAGCCCACAUGGCCCUGACCGACUAUUUCCUGUCCCGUGGGACUCAGCAGGUGCUACUGCUAUCUGGGAGUGGGGGAGUCUUUGAUGGUUUCCUUCUCACUGAUCUAAUGGGCUACAACAUUACCGAUCAGCAGGAGGAAGCUGAGGAGGAGACAGAUGUGUCUACUAGUACAGACAGGAGUGUACCCAUGCAGUCAGCUGUGCAGGCCUUACAAGCCAGGCUAUAUGAGAGCCAGGCAUCCCUGGAGGAGCUGAGGUCCCUGUCAGCUCAGAAGGACAGAGUGAUCCAGCAGACCUGCACAGCUCUGAGAGCCAUGGUGCUACAGAGUGGCCACGUUAUGGGGCAGGCCGCUCUACCAGAGGAUCCCUCACUGGUGUGCCUGUACAAUGGAAAAGGUUUUCCCCCCAGUCCUGACUUGAUGCCCCCCUCCCCACCUAUGUCGGACCCCAUCACCGUUGUACGAGUCUGGCAGAGGCUGGUUCUGAACCAGUGGGUGGUCGGGCUGGAGAUCAGCAACCAGUCAGACAGAACUUUGCAGGACGUACGCCUUGCCCUUGUUAGACACGAGGGUGCUGAAGCUGGUGCCAUGAAGAGUUCAAGAUGGAACAAUGAUAGCACAUCUUCAUGUAGAGUUGUUUCAACAAUCCCUCCCGCAGUAAAACUAGGCUCAGAGACAAGUCAUCACUUCCAAUCCAAGAAACUAAAACUGGACAAAAGUGUGCAACAAGAUGUAACAAAACAGAAUACUACACUAGUCUGUGUGUCCCCCAUACCCAAGUUUGGUGCCCGCCCAUCCUUACAAUGUUCUUUACUCCUAUCAUGGAGAGAAAAAGAAGGGAGAGGUAAAGACAGUGAAGUGGAGUCCAGCUUUAGAGAUUUCUGUCUGGAUGUUGGGCAUGUGAAGUUGUCCAUUGAUGACAUUACCAACAGACAUCUGACUGUGUUUGCGGGGGAUGGCAGCAAGACUGCUGACUUACAGAAGACAGACCUGCUGGCCCUCGAAGCUGUGCAGUCAGAAACAAGGUUAAAGGUGAGAUGUAGCCAUGGCAACCUCAGGCAGCUGCCUCAGAUGUUGCAGAGCAAACUGGGAUUCCAGGCUAUCCCAGGCGCCCCUGGACUGUUCUGUGAGCGGCAGGGACCGCUGCAGUAUGUGAGAGUCACCUGUACUGUCAUCAGCAGAGCAGAGGCUGAGCUAUCUGUUUGUACAAGAGACCUGCCCCAGCUGUCUCUUCUACUCCACUCCCUGUACAGCCUCCUUCCCCGAGGAACAAAAGUCCUCCCUGAUCUUCAAGACUCCAACAUUAAGGAGGAGGUGGAAAAGUAUGUGAAAUCUGUGGACACUGAGCAGCCACACAUGGGCAGCAAGCUCAGAACUUUACUACAGUGGGAGGGAGUGGAGAAGGAACAAGAGUGA
Messenger RNA from Branchiostoma floridae (Florida lancelet), 2442 nucleotides. Its product is annotated as Fanconi anemia group B protein-like. Gene Ontology annotation, biological process: positive regulation of double-strand break repair via homologous recombination; interstrand cross-link repair; replication-born double-strand break repair via sister chromatid exchange. NCBI's taxonomy places the organism in Eukaryota, Metazoa, Chordata, Leptocardii, Amphioxiformes, Branchiostomatidae. The transcript has 8 exons. The record is from RefSeq and is a predicted model, not a curated record. Gene Ontology annotation, cellular component: Fanconi anaemia nuclear complex. The coding region runs from base 1 to 2442 and encodes 813 amino acids.